AUGUCUUCGACUCUCACUAUGCUGAAGAAAAUGACGGAAAUCCUAAAUUUCCCUCCCGGCAUAAAUCCAUACCGAUAUGCGGCAAAACUCCUCGAGUCGUCCACGAUAGCUGGUCGUGUUUAUCUCUACGCCUGCCUCUGUUCGCCACUUGGUCAAAUCCCUCGACCACUCAGACCGCUCGUCACUCGACCGCAAGUAGUCAACCUAAUAGGCAUACUAUUUCCCGUGGCAGUUUCCGUUGGCACGAUCGCUUGGGUUUUCUUCCUGAUCUUUGCUUAUCAUCAUGAGUCUCUAACCUUCACCCAGCUGAGUGCGUCGAUUAUGGUGGCGGGUGAUGAAUUUGAAGCAGGCAAGACUGUUGAUUUGAAGGAUCUUAUCAAAGUGGGCUUGAAGUUCCACAACGUCAAUAGCGAGCUGAUGAGUAGAAUUCGAUGGAACUCGUUCUUCUGGGCAAUCAUCGGAUUCAUCACUCUCUUGCUCUUUGUCCUCUCGGGCUGGUCCCUUAUCGCGCUCCUCCGACAUGGCGCGACAAAACUCGAAGCACUGAAGCCCAAUAACGCACAUCUCAAACUGAGCGAUGUUACACAAUUCCUUAGCUCACAUCCAAAACAAAUUGCUCGAGAUCUCAAGCGUGGAUAUGCAUAUGUUGUCUGUCAUUUUGUGAUUAUGAUGGCCUCGAUGUCAUAUAAGAUUGUGAUCUGUGUGAUUAUCGGAGUUCAUGCGGACUUGAUGGUUAUGGACGCCAGAUGGAGAUCGUUGGGAUCUUGGUUGUAUCUGUUGUGUGGAGUCAUAGUGGCACCUGCAAUGCUCUUACAAACUUGGCGAAUCUUCACGGACCUAGAUAUCAUCAUUCCCGAGAGUCAAGUAGGAGAGACCCAUCCAGCGGAAACAAAUUGUGACACAAAUAUAGAAACAGAUAACUACUCCUUAGAGGAUUUUUCGCUUUGCGACGUCAAGGCAACUUGUGAGGUUCCCGAGGUCCAGAUUGUUCAGGCUAGAGUCGCAACUCGCCCAGCAAGAGCACAGGUGAUAGUCAUUCGACGUGCAUUUUGA
This is a messenger RNA of Melampsora larici-populina 98AG31, 1053 nucleotides long. RefSeq lists its product as uncharacterized. The coding region runs from base 1 to 1053 and encodes 350 amino acids. Lineage: Eukaryota; Fungi; Basidiomycota; Pucciniomycetes; Pucciniales; Melampsoraceae. The transcript has 7 exons. The record is from RefSeq and is a predicted model, not a curated record.